This is a messenger RNA of Ornithorhynchus anatinus (platypus), 632 nucleotides long. RefSeq names its product ubiquitin conjugating enzyme E2 M (gene UBE2M). The transcript has 6 exons. Lineage: Eukaryota; Metazoa; Chordata; Mammalia; Monotremata; Ornithorhynchidae. The coding region runs from base 80 to 631 and encodes 183 amino acids. The record is from RefSeq and is a predicted model, not a curated record.
CCGGGGCCCGCGGCGGCCGGCGGGCGGUGGGUCGGGGUCGGGCCCAGCCCGGGUCCCCCGCACCCCCGCAGGCGGCAGGAUGAUCAAGCUGUUCUCGCUGAAGCAGCAGAAGAAGGAGGAGGAGUCGGCGGGGGGCACCAAGGGCAGCAGCAAGAAGGCGUCGGCCGCGCAGCUCCGCAUCCAGAAAGACAUCAACGAACUGAACCUGCCCAAGACGUGUGAGAUUGACUUCUCGGACCAGGACGACUUGCUCAACUUUAAACUAGUCAUCUGUCCCGAUGAGGGCUUCUACAAAGGCGGCAAGUUUGUGUUCAGUUUUAAGGUCGGGCAGGGUUAUCCCCACGACCCCCCCAAGGUGAAAUGUGAAACCAUGGUAUAUCACCCCAACAUCGACCUGGAGGGCAACGUGUGCCUCAACAUCCUCAGAGAGGACUGGAAGCCGGUCCUGACGAUAAACUCAAUAAUUUAUGGACUGCAGUAUCUCUUCUUGGAGCCAAACCCCGAGGACCCUUUGAACAAGGAGGCGGCCGAAGUCCUGCAGAACAACCGGCGCCUCUUCGAGCAGAACGUCCAGCGCUCCAUGCGUGGCGGCUACAUCGGCUCCACCUACUUCGAGCGCUGUCUCAAAUAGA